Molecule: messenger RNA, 237 nt
Organism: Pseudogymnoascus destructans
Lineage: Eukaryota; Fungi; Ascomycota; Leotiomycetes; Thelebolales; Thelebolaceae
Exons: 2
Coding region: 1-237 (78 amino acids)
Source: RefSeq, a predicted model, not a curated record
AUGGAUGCGGCAAAGGAGAAGGCUGCUACAUUCUUCAAGAAUGUAGCUGCCGAUUGGACGAAAGAGACUGGCAAAGAGCACAGAACUCUUCGUCGAGUGCUUAGGAGAGGUAUUGCUGCACGGCAGAAAUACCUUGAGGAUCUUGGUACUGGCGAGCAAGACGGCCGAACGGAACGGGAGUUAUACGAGGACAACUGGAUAGCUGUCCUCAAUGCUGAUGCCACUGUUAUCCGCUAG